UUGAGCUCUAACAGAGAAUCUUUAAUUAUUUACUAUCAUAAUGACAAAACCAUGGUUUCCACCAAAACCAGUAGCUAGCUUCUUCAUGCCACUGGUUUUUACAAACCUUGUUACACACAAUCACUUCUCACUUUACGCUAUAUAAAACUAUCUUCACUCAAUUGCAUCUUCAAUCAAGUCAAAACAAAAUCAAUUAGCCAUACACUAUACAAGUAAGAUUUCAAAUUAUUUCAUGAUGAGUUCAACAAGAAGAAUUUGGACAGUUGCAGCCAGUGUUGGAGUUGUAGAAGCCUUGAAAGACCAAGGCUUGUGUAGAUGGAAUUAUGGAUUAAGAUCAGCUCAACAUCAUGUUAAAAAUCAUUUGAGAUCUUUGUCUCAAGCGAAGAAGGUUUCUUCUUCUAAUUCUUAUGCUAUGGUUUCUAAUAAAUUAAAGGAGGAAGAAGCAAAGCAAUCAGAGGAAUCAUUAAGGACAGUCAUGUACUUAAGUUGUUGGGGUCCUAAUAAUUAGAACCAUUAUUGUUGUAAUUCAUAUGUAAAUUUUGAUAAAUGGAAGUUUAAGAAAAUUCAAAA
Vicia villosa (hairy vetch) is the source of this 570-nucleotide messenger RNA. RefSeq lists its product as uncharacterized. Bases 233 to 508 code for a protein of 91 amino acids. NCBI's taxonomy places the organism in Eukaryota, Viridiplantae, Streptophyta, Magnoliopsida, Fabales, Fabaceae. The record is from RefSeq and is a predicted model, not a curated record. The transcript has a single exon.